Messenger RNA from Cygnus olor (mute swan), 1691 nucleotides. RefSeq names its product C-X9-C motif containing 4 (gene CMC4). Bases 150 to 377 code for a protein of 75 amino acids. Gene Ontology annotation, cellular component: mitochondrial intermembrane space. Lineage: Eukaryota; Metazoa; Chordata; Aves; Anseriformes; Anatidae. The transcript is spliced from 3 exons. The record is from RefSeq and is a predicted model, not a curated record.
AAAUGAUUCUCUCUCCACUGAAAUGCAGCCACCCCUGGGGUGGAGGCACUUAAACAACACACAGCAACAUCACACAAGAGUUAGGACAGGCAGUGAAGAGGAGUAUCGUGUCCAAUUGAAACAUCAGGGGGAGUUCUAGUUCUCUGAACAUGUCCCAGAAGGAUCCCUGCCAGAAACAAGCCUGUGAAAUACAGAAAUGCUUGCAAGCGAACAACUACGUGGAGUCUAAGUGUGCAGCUGUGCUUCAGGAGAUGCGGAAGUGCUGCGCCCGGUACCCCAAGGGCCGCUCCAUCUGUUGUUCAGGUUUUGAGAGAGAAGAAAGAGAGAGAGAAAAGCUUAAGACUACUUCAGAAGGAAUUCCUCCACCACCUCAGUAACACAAUGCAGCUCCAGCAGGUGCGAGAGCACGGACUCACCUGCAGAGCCCAUGUGUGUUUUUUUCAAGCCUUCUCUAGACUUUCAGGAAAGCCAGAAGGCUCCUAGAACACACCAUCCCGUGCACCAAAAAGUAUAACGCAGUACCAAGAGAUGGCCUGGUUAACAGACUGUAUUUUCUGUACCAAAACAUCAUCUACAUUGUCUUCGCAUUGCAACUGUGUCUGUGAAAAAUCGGUUUGAUGUUUUUAGAAUGCUCACCUUACUCUAACCCAUCCUUGCUCUCAAAAUGGAGGGCUGGAACCAAGUUACUCUGGCUUCUAGAGUGGGAGGUACAGGAAAUGUGCUCAUAAGAGUGAGUUUAAGCGUGACACAUAAAAAAGUCCAUCUUGACACCGCAGAGGUAUUGCUGCCAUCAUGCAGUAGUUCCAGACAACAUUCACCUGUCCAGUGGUUCAAGCUCAAGAACGGGAAUCAGGUCCGGGGUUCGUUCCUAGGUUUUGCAUAGCUCAUGAGUGACUACACGUCACUUUGCCUAAGUGCCUCACUUUCCCACUGGACAGAGUUUUGAUUACUAUAUUUGAAUUGCCUACACGCUGCUAUUUGCAUGACAAUAAAGAUGUUACAGGAACAUUAUUUCAGGGAUUGCUACAGGAAUAGGAUUUUUUUAAAAAAAGCAAUAUUCAUUUGGGAAAUCUGACUGUUGAUAUAAAAUUUAUAAAUUUCUGUAUAAUUGAAGACCUUUAAGCAAUAUGUUAUAAAUCCAGCGUAAUUCAGUGCGCUGGUACCCAGGGGCCUAUCACAAAGCCCUGGGCUAGAUCCAAGAACCGACUUAGGUGCCACUUACUGAACAAGCAGUUGUAGGCACCCACUUUCGGUACAGCAUUUCAGACUCACACACAAACCGUCUGUGUCUGGACCCCAGGGAGAGAUGGCUUUUCAGAAGCUCUCACCUGUGCAGCAGAAUUUCCUGUGACCUGUAGGAAGAGCUUGGUAGACAGGUUCCUGCAUCACCCUUUAGAGCUGCCUACGUCUCUCCGUCCACUGUAGCAGGAGUCCAGGCACCUCAGUGGGUGCCAAGUCCAGGGCACCCACAUACCAGACUUUGAACCCACUAGGCCACUAACUCUGUCAUUAGAUCUAGCCGUAAGGACUUUUGUGCUGUGAUCAAGUACAAUUAAUUAUGAAAUACAGCUUCUAUAAACAGACCACUGUAGUCUAGGCACAAUAGAUGAGUGUAUUGAAGCCUAGAAGAGCAAACCAUCUGUAUUCACUGCUCUGAAAUACCAUAAUACAAAAUAAAUGACUGGAACAAA